UCACGCGGUAAUGAUGAUAACGCUCGCGGUUUGACCAUGACCGGGUGUAGCCGGGACGCACAUGCGCACUCGCGUCGCUGAUGUGGGCGCCUACUGCGUGGCCUUUGAACUCCAUUGUUGUGUCGCGGGUGACGUCAGCGCCUUGUGCGCGAGAGACUGGCAGGCAGAGAGCGGCGUCGCGUGCGCCUGGCUAGACAAAGGCGGCGGACUCCAGGCAGCGGGAGAGACGAGACGCUGCUCCUCUUGUGUGUGUGUGUGUGUUUUUUGGGAUUUAUACGCUUAUGGAAAUGUGAAGAAUCACGCCAACGCAUAGCUCGAGUCAUGGGAAAGUAGAGAUCUUUGCGUUUUUUCUUGUGUGUUCACUCUCGCGUGUGCGUUGAAUGUUUUUUUUUAAACAGAUAUUUUCUCCAAACGCCCCCCAAAUUAGCAAACUCGGCUAAGCGUUGUAGCCAGGACUUCAGUAUUCCUUCUCCAGAAUCAAAAUAAAGGAGCGGGAGCCAAACAGAAAGCCGUUUCUCGUCCCGUCUAAUGCUCAUCCGCGGGCAGCAUGCCUAGCCCCCUGUUCCACCCAGAGAUCAUGGACCACGACGCGGUAGUGAGCGCGCAGCAGACCGGCGUCGCGCUGCCCGGAGAACCGGAACCGGAGUCCCGCGACGAGGAGCACCAGGAAGCGCUGCGCUUCGCCAUCGAUCAGUUCUCGCUCAUGGCACUGGACAAAGUGGACUCCCUGGACGGGACCACGACAGGAACCGUGUCCGAGAACUGCAACGGCAGCGGCGGAGGAGGAGGAGUUGGAGGAGGCGGCUACGUGGACCUGCCGCUGCUCGACCAUUCGGGCGGCUCCCGCGGCUCGCCCUCCUCCUGCUCUCCGUCUCCGGAGUACUACGGCACGGGCGGCUACCACAUGGCCCCGCACACACACCCCGUGCUGGGAGACCAGAGCGCCGCGCUGUGCAACCGCAAGAGGAGCGUCAACAUGACCGAGUGUGUGCCUGUGCCCAGCUCGGAACAUGUCGCUGAGAUUGUAGGGAGGCAAGGUUGUAAGAUCAAAGCUCUGCGAGCAAAGACCAAUACUUACAUCAAGACCCCGGUGAGAGGAGAGGACCCUGUGUUUAUAGUGACGGGCCGCCGUGAGGAUGUAGAAAUGGCCAAGCGUGAGAUCAUCUCUGCAGCUGAUCACUUCUCCAUGAUUCGUGCGUCUCGCUGCAAAGCCGGGGGGAGUGGAGGCUCUCUGCCUGGGCCGCCACACCUUCCAGGCCAGACUACCAUCCAGGUGCGUGUGCCCUACCGCGUGGUGGGCCUGGUGGUGGGGCCUAAAGGGGCCACGAUCAAACGCAUCCAGCAGCAGACUCACACAUACAUCGUGACACCGAGCCGAGAGAAGGAUCCUGUGUUUGAGGUGACGGGCAUGCCGGAGAAUGUCGACCGGGCGCGUGAGGAGAUCGAGACGCACAUCACACUGCGCACAGGCGCCUUCGUUGACCUGCAGGGCCACAACGACUUUCACACCAAUGGCACCGACGUCAGCCUCGAAAGCCUUGGCUCGCUGGGGCUCGGGGGCACGCUGUGGGGACGCGGAGGCAGCUCUGGUCACCACACAGCACCCCCGCCUCCUCCUCCACCACCUCCUCCUCUCCCUCUCUCCAUCCACCACUCAGGCCGCAAGCUCUCCACGGCAUCCUAUCACAACGGUGGUCUGAGUUCAGAGCCCUACCCAAGCAGCCGCCGGCCCACAGACAGUGCCAGUCCUACCAGUCCAUUUAGCACGGGCAGUGGUGGAGGCACCUUCACCUUUAGCAACGACCCUGCGCCUGGCAUGGCACCCGCCUCUGAUGAGCUUGGCUUUGAAUUCGGCAGCAGCAACAUCUGGGCACCACUGGCUAACGGUAACAAGCAGGCACAGCCUCUCCGGCGCAACAGUAGCGGCCUCAGCGGGGGCACGGUCACACCACGCCUCUCGCCCACACUGCCUGGCGACGGCUCGGCGCUGGAGCACCCGCUGGCACGGCGGGCACAGAGCGACCCUCUCAGUGCACUCUCCUGGCUUCACACGGGCUCGUCGUUCUCAGGAGGCAGCAGCAGCAGCAGCGGUGGCAGCACCACGGGCUACUCAUCCUGCUCUGCCUCCUCGCUGCCUGGCGGCUCGCCUACCGACUCCGAGGGCGGCGGCAGCGUGGGCACCGGAUCCAGCAUGCUGGGCCGCUUGAAGGCUGGCACCCUGGGCAGCAUGGUGCCAGGCGGUGGCAACAGGGACUGCUUCGUCUGUUUUGAGAGCGAGGUCACAGCAGCUCUCGUUCCCUGCGGCCACAAUCUGUUCUGCAUGGACUGCGCUGGGCAAAUCUGCCAGUCGCAGGAGCCCGAGUGCCCUGUGUGCCACACCCCAGCCACGCAGUGCAUUCGCAUUUUCUCUUAAUGGCACAUGGUCACCGGGGUGCUGUUAUCCCAAGCCCUGAAGAACAACCCCACUAUUUAGAAAGUCUACAGUAAACUAUAAGGAGAGAGAAAGAUGUGUACCUGCCUACAUAGGAUUGAUGAUAAUUACUAUAUUAAAUAUGACACUAUUCUGAUGUUGAUUUAUUAUUAUUAAUAAUAAUAACUAUGAUGAUAAUGUCAAUAUUAUAACAGACUCGCGUACUUAUCCCAGGCUGUGGAAUCAGCAGGUCAGCAGUGUACUUUAUUUUUCCUUUGAGAUGGACGAGGAGGAAACCAGUGUCUUAUCUUUAGGCAUUAAUUUGAUCUACCGCCGAUGAGUCUGUCCAUGUAUUAUACAUUCCCCCUUCCCCUUCAUUCUUGCUUCUGAGCAGGUUAUUUUUUUGCUUGAGACUUUUUUCUACUUGCAGAUAUUUUUCGAUUUAAGCUGCAUAGGUCUGCACUUUUUUCUAAGGGUUCAUUUUGAGAACUUUGAGAGGGGCGGGAAUGCAGUCUGUUUUUAAUCCCGCACGUUUUUGCGUUUUCACGAGGAAAAAAAAAACUGCGGCGCCUGCACACUCGUCAGACCAAAAUAGUACAGAAUUAUUUGUUUUUUUAUUAUUAUCGAUGAAGAAUGAAACACUUAAUAUUUAUUCAAGUUAAGAGUUGAUAUCCAGCAUAAUGGUUAAUGUUCAAUAUUAUGUAGGUAGAUAGAAUAGUUAACGUUGCAUAAGAAAUAUCAUUACAAUGCUAAGAGGUCGGUGUUCCGCCUGUCUUUGUCUUGCAAUCCUAAAACACUCAUACUCCAGUCCAGAAGAGGGCACUAUUAGACCCUCGAACUAGAACACGCACUGUUCCUGAGGACUUUACCCAGGGUGGACAUGUCAUAUACACUUCAUUAUCAGACACACACUUUCGUAUUUACUGCUUUGAUCAAAUAAGUUCAGGUUUGUUCAUUCCAGUUUCGUUCCCUGUCCCAGCGGGAUCCACUACAGCACCACAGAUACGGCGGCGUCGCCUUUCACUCCACAGACGACUUUAUCUGUUACACUUUUAUUGUUCUUUUAGAGAUUCUUUUAAAGUUUGCUGUCUGGUUGUUGGAACAGGACAGAAAUGUUCUCUCCAACAUCACAUUGUUCUGAAUUACUGAAUACUAGCAUAGAUAGGAUGUUGUAACUUUGCAAGAAUGUUUCUUCUUACUGUGGGGGUAUGUGUGUGUGUGUGUGUGUGUUUUGGAGGAGAAAAAGGUGAAGAGUGGGGAUUUUUAUUAUUUUUGAAAUUUAGUGGACUGUUGUAAAUCCAUCCCACUUUGUGCACUGCGACACAUUGCAAUGUUCUUUCGGUCUCUGGCCAGCCUGGAGAAACGUCGGUCUUCCGCCCUUCCCACAAGGCCUUGCUCUUAAUUUGAGGGUGAAGGCUCUUUGCUGUAAUCCACACUAGCGCCCAGACCCAUUUCCAUGUUUUGCCUCUUGCUGUUUUUGUGCUUUGGUCGGAUGAAGCUUGCGCCAGUAGCCCAGUGAAUAGGUUAAAUAUUUUUUUUUUCGCGACAAGCCAUGACGACACCGUACAGUCUAAAAGGGCUUCCUGUGAUAAUUCAGGUCUCCUUCAGUUACAAUAACCAGGAUUGAGAACCAAUCAGAACCUGGCAGCUAUGUUCACCCAGGGCUUCCAUUCACUCUGUGCUACAUGUCCGAGAGCCGCAGACGAGGUUUAGAUGUAGGGUCGCAGUCCAGAGCUUAGAACCGACGCUUAGACGCAGUGGCUUUGAAAUGGCGCUGAGGUUAAGGUCAGAGAUGAGAUUUUUAUAGUUCUGGUUUACAUGGUUUUAUCUGUGUUGUCCAUUUAGUUUCAGUAAUCAGGCAUUUAUGAAAUCAAGCCUCAAAAAUGGUCCAUAAUUUCUCCUGUGUCCCUCUUGAAGAGUGUUUUUUUUUUUUUUUUUUUGGCUUCAUCCACGGGUACACAGAUACGGAAUGUUAAGUGACUCAGUAGUGCCAGUUCACUUUCAGUUCAGAGUUGAGAGCAUUUGGUGCCUUGGUGGUGCAGAUCACUACUGAUGUUCAGUCUGUUUCUGAAGCUCCUGCCCUAGUUGUAGAGAAGAUGAUUCUGUGUUCGUAACAGGGAUCCACCCGCUCUUGUGGUCUUAUUUUAAACAUUUUAAGUCAUUUUUCCUUGCUGUUGAUUGCAGAAUGUUACAGAAAUGAAACGAGGAAGAGAAAUUUUUUUAAGUAUUUGUCCAGAGUAUGAGCCUGCUGUGAUGACUUUGAGAGGAAUCUCGUCAGACUGAGGUUAGAUCUUAGUAAGGUUAGUUUUAAGAUAUUUUGGAAACUACACUCAAAAGGGGUUUUCUUCUGGAAAUGUACAGUAGCAGAACUGGUUUAAAGGUACAGAAUUUGCUCCAUGUCAGUAGCGUGCUGUAAACGUCCCUCCGAGUGUGUGUCGUCUGAAGCUCCAGGUGUUUCUCAGCCUAGUGAGGACCAGACUCCUCAGUCACUCCGUCACUCCGAACCUGGACACAGCUGGCACAGACUCGAGAUGGAGAUUAGUUAGUGUGUAACCCCUUCUUACCCCCAUCCUGUCUCCCUAAGGUUUCUAAACAGGGUUUACUGAGGAAAGCUCGAAGGGGAGAUCUGAUCUCGGGCAUCGGACUGGCACCAAGCUGCCACGCUCCCAUAGAUCACUUAGCCCUGUAACUCUGCUCUCCUUUCUAGUGUUUUUUUUUUUUUUUUUUUGCUUUAAUUCUUUUAUAUGCAGAACCAAAAGUUGUUUCAGUAACAAGGUUUUAGGCCUGACUGUAAAUACCCUGAAAUACAAUCAUUGGGAUUUUUUUCCAGCCGUACAAAACUGAUAAGUUUAGUAGUUUUUAAAACAUUAUCAUUAUUUGUAAGUUAACUCUCUGCAUGUCUUGAAGCCAUCAGGCGUUAGCUAAUAAUUUUCUAAAGGUUAAUAAGAAAAAAGGACAAAAACUUUUUACACAUUUUAUUUUUACAAUUUAUUUGCUUACCUUAACCUAAAUAUCCCAGAUUAUAAUGUGACCCUUUUAUUACUGCAAAUUUAUCUUUAUUUUCCAUAUUUCUGUUUUCCUGUGUAAAACAUAUAGGCAAUUUAUAACAAAAUGAGAAAAUUAUUGAAGAAAAUUUAAAAUUGAAAUAUAUUUUAUUUGAAAGUUUAUGGACCUUUUAGCCGCGAGUCGGAACAAUUGUAUACACGUUAUAAUUUGAACUGACUUGACGGUUAUAAGAAAUGUAUCAAGAGUUUUAUUUUUUAUGCUUCUUUAAUAAAAUCUUGUUUUUUGUUUUCAUUUUUUACUGUAAAACAAUAAACCUCAGUGUCUUGGUGCUUUUCAUUUAGGUUACUGUAGGAUGAUACAAAGGCAUUCAAUACAGGCUGGAUGAGGAACCGGGGCUCAGCUGGAGGAGUCUGUGUUUAUGGGCUGGUCUCUGA
Molecule: messenger RNA, 5850 nt
Organism: Pangasianodon hypophthalmus (striped catfish)
Lineage: Eukaryota; Metazoa; Chordata; Actinopteri; Siluriformes; Pangasiidae
Product: RNA-binding protein MEX3B
Exons: 3
Coding region: 548-2413 (621 amino acids)
Molecular function (GO): RNA binding
Source: RefSeq, a predicted model, not a curated record